CACAAAGCGCGGUGGGCGCGGCCGCCGCGGCCCCAGACACGCGGGCGGGGCCCCGCUCGCCGGCUGCUCCCGCGCGUCACUUCCGGAUCCGCCUCGCGGGGAAGCGCUUCCGGGGCAGCGGCGCGGCGCGGCGGCGCGGGGAGAGUGUGCGGAGGCGAGCUGAGGAGAGGUGUGCUGGCGGCUGGGCCAUGGCCUCCGACCUGGACUUCUCACCUCCUGAGGUGCCGGAACCCACCUUCCUGGAGAACCUGCUGCGUUACGGACUGUUCCUGGGGGCCAUCUUCCAGCUCAUCUGCGUGCUGGCCAUCAUCAUUCCCCUGCCCAAGUGCCACGAGGCGGACGGGGAGCCAGCUGUGCCUCGGAGCACCGAGGUGACGAGGAAGCCCAGGGCUGCGGCUCCCGCCGCCAGCAAGAGGCCCAAGAAGGAGACGAAGAAGAAGCGAUAAAGGGGGACCUGCAGGGCGGGCCAGGCCCAGGGCGACCCUCCUGGGCCCCCGCGCCCUGUUCCCUCUCUCCACCCCAGAUCCGGGGGCCCAGGACGUCGCCCAACCACAGAGCGGCACAGCAAGGACGGUCCCGGGCUGGCUGGACCAUCACUUCCUCUCUGGCAUCCCUGACCCCUCAGGGCCGGGGCUCGGGUCGGGGGUGGGGGGCCAAGACCCUGUGAGCAGAGCCUGUCUCAGAAGCAGCUGGGCCUCGAGAGUGACACACGCUCUCUUACUCAUCAUGUCCAGCCCUGUCACCCACCUCAGGCCCGAGUCCUUGUCCCCUGCCAUUGGGCACGCCCGCUCUCUUCCUCGGCUGCCCACAGGGGCCAGCAGCGCCACCCCUGUUUGCAGGACCCAGGACAUCUCGGCCACAGCUGUGUUCAGGGGUCCCCGAGCACCACGGCCUGGUCUGGGAGAGACGGGGCUGGUGGGAGGCGUUCAGCGGGGUGAGCGCCGGCGUCCUGCGCCCCAGCUCCGGGAGUGUCUGAAAUAGGGGUGCUGGUCAGUCUCACCCCCUCUUCUCCACCUGCCAGCACCUGUCCUGGCUGUGCCUUUUGGCUUGUCUGUCACUCCCGGUGUUCUCACCCCCUGACUGCCGAGACGUGUCAAGGAGUGACGGUCAAUAAAGUGGCCUCAUGCUGACCUCUCA
Messenger RNA from Sorex araneus (European shrew), 1137 nucleotides. It is a transcript of the gene MANBAL, whose product is annotated as mannosidase beta like. The coding region runs from base 189 to 446 and encodes 85 amino acids. Lineage: Eukaryota; Metazoa; Chordata; Mammalia; Eulipotyphla; Soricidae. Gene Ontology annotation, cellular component: membrane. The record is from RefSeq and is a predicted model, not a curated record. The transcript is spliced from 3 exons.